AUGUUAUUGGCUUCCAUUGGCUCCAUUCAGAAAUCACACCCAAUGGAGCAAUGGAGAAACAUCAAUGGAGUUGCUUGGCUUCCAUUGGCUCCAUUCAGGAUUAUUCUCAAUGGAGCAAUGAAGCAAUGUCAAUGGAGUUAUUCUCCAUUCACCUCAAUGGAUAAAU
Molecule: messenger RNA, 166 nt
Organism: Dentiscutata heterogama
Lineage: Eukaryota; Fungi; Glomeromycota; Glomeromycetes; Diversisporales; Gigasporaceae
Source: the annotation of a GenBank genome assembly